Molecule: messenger RNA, 1398 nt
Organism: Ostreobium quekettii
Lineage: Eukaryota; Viridiplantae; Chlorophyta; Ulvophyceae; Bryopsidales; Ostreobiaceae
Source: the annotation of a GenBank genome assembly
AUGAGCGAGACACUGUUCGAGUCGGCGCAGGCCAUCCUGACGGGCUUCGACACCGCGCUGUCGCGGCAGUGGCGGGAGGAGGACCGCAGGUGGCGGCGGGAGGACGUGGAGUGGAGGAAGGUGGAGGGGGCGCAGAUGAACCUGGACGCGGAUUUCAUAGCAGAAAGCCGAAGGUGGCGUGGCCAAGACAUGGAGCAGCGCGUGUUAGACAAUGCACGCUAUGUGUGGGGUCGGGCAGUUGAAAAGAACCGGCGGGAGGUGGAGGAAAGGGCUGAGCAGCUAAAGGGCAUAUCAAACCUUGCAGCGCUCAUUGGAGGAUUUGCACUGAUCGCCUUCCUAGAAUUUGGUGUGGAAGACAACACACCAGUGGGGCUGGUCGUGGGCUUUGGGCUCACCACAGCAUUGACGGUUGGUCUGAUGAUCAAUGCCAUGGUGACGACCAGUCUAAUGCAUGCCAGUAUCCUGAAGACUGGAAAGAAUUUCGUGUCAGAAGAGGAUGAGGCGGAGUUCAUAUUCAGAUGCCGAAAGUUCGCAAAGGACUACCGGAUGGGCGAUCGACCACCAGCCCCUGCCAGGAGCUUCGACGCCCACUGGAUGCAGAGGGCAGAGGCAGAGUGGCGCCGGGCAUUCUUCAUGUUCUCCGCUGGCAUUCCCACGUUCCUAUUGAACCUUGCCUUGGCGGGCUGGAUCAAGUUCAGCCAUUAUAAGGACAGAAGCCUGACAGCUACUCUCAUAUCCAUCGUCAUGGGGGCCUCGUGUGCAACGCUGGUGCUGUCCUAUUGGCAGUGGGGACGACACUUGAUCGGUCGCAGAGACGAUUUGGUACAGGUUGCUGCCCAUGCGACUAUUGACCCAGCCAGCCUGCCAUUCGACUGGCAUAUCAAGCCCAAGCCUCCUGCACCACGGUUUCAGCAGAUCGUGACCGUCUCAAGGCGUGCAGAUUCUGAUUCAGAAUCAGGCGUUCCGUACAGCCCCUCACGCGGCAGUCUGGGAGAGACGGCCACGACGCCCCUCACCAGAAGACCAUCUGAAGGGCUCCUGCCACUGUCUUCCACCUCCAGCAUUUCGGGGGCAGGGACAGGGGCUGGGCACAGGCACAGCAACAGCGCGAGCUUGUCGCCCUCUGCGUCGGCCCAGACGCUGCACACCGCAGGCAUGAGGCCGCUGUGGCCACCACCAGCGGCCAAGCUCAAGCCAUCGCUGUCCUCAGCGGAGCUCAUCCUGGGAGAGUUCCGCAGGAGAAUAAACCCCGCCGACGCGCGGGCGGCCAGCCGGCCACACCAGCCGCCCUCCAGGCAGCUGAGCCUGUCGCGGAUGGCCCAAGCCAUGAUGGGAUCCAUCAGCGGGCCAUGGCAGGCGAGCAGGGCAGCGCCCGGGGAAGAUGGGGACCAAGUUUGA